Toxoplasma gondii ME49 is the source of this 321-nucleotide messenger RNA. RefSeq names its product mitochondrial import inner membrane translocase subunit TIM10, putative. The transcript has a single exon. The record is from RefSeq and is a predicted model, not a curated record. Gene Ontology annotation, cellular component: mitochondrial inner membrane. Gene Ontology annotation, biological process: protein insertion into mitochondrial inner membrane. NCBI's taxonomy places the organism in Eukaryota, Apicomplexa, Conoidasida, Eucoccidiorida, Sarcocystidae. Bases 1 to 321 code for a protein of 106 amino acids.
AUGGGGGCAUCCUUCUCCUCUCGGCUCGGUUCUUCUCCUUCUUCUUCUUCUCCCUCUUCUUCUGGUUCUUCUUCUCUGUACGCCUCCGACAGAAUCACCCCACAAGUUGCUGCUCUCGCGGAGCUGCAAGGUUUUGCAGACACUGUCUCUCGCUGCAUCGGUGCCUGCUAUACGCGCUGUCUCCACAAGCAUGCAGAAGUCGCGCUGGACGUCUCUGAAAUGAGCUGCACGGAUCGCUGCGUCGCGAAGUACUUCCACGUUCACGCACUCGUAGGCGAGUCGAUGAAGGCUCUCGCUUCCGGACCCCCCGGAGAAAACUAG